Pelmatolapia mariae (spotted tilapia) is the source of this 19628-nucleotide messenger RNA. RefSeq names its product bassoon presynaptic cytomatrix protein a (gene bsna). The record is from RefSeq and is a predicted model, not a curated record. NCBI's taxonomy places the organism in Eukaryota, Metazoa, Chordata, Actinopteri, Cichliformes, Cichlidae. The coding region runs from base 1 to 12900 and encodes 4299 amino acids. Gene Ontology annotation, cellular component: GABA-ergic synapse; cytoskeleton of presynaptic active zone; axon. Gene Ontology annotation, biological process: presynaptic active zone assembly; protein localization to synapse. The transcript is spliced from 16 exons. Gene Ontology annotation, molecular function: metal ion binding; structural constituent of presynaptic active zone.
AUGGGAGGAAUGGGAGGAGGCGGGAUGGGAGGAAUGGGAGGAGGUAUGGGAGGAAUAGGUGGAGGCGGGAUGGGGGGAAUGGGAGGAGGGAUGGGAGGGAUGGGAGGAUUAGGUGGAGGAGGGAUGGGGGGAAUGGGAGGAGGAAUGGGGGGAAUGGGAGGAGGAAUGGGGGGAAUGGGAGGAGGAAUGGGCAGUGGAGGAAUAGGGUCAAGAGCUGGUGAGCCUUACCGCCUGGCCACUCAUGAAGCUCCUACCUCUCCUAGACAUAUGCAGUCCAGCCAGGCCUCUGGAAUGGGGCAGGGCCCAGGGUCUGGUCAAGGGAUGGGUCACGGUCCAGCUGGGUCUAGCAUGGGGGGUCAUGGAGGUCAAAGUCCCGGUCAACAUGCCUCUCGCCGAAACCUCCAAGUUGACUUCAGUGGUUCCGGCGGCUCCAGGACAGGUCGGUCUCCUUCUUUGUCUCCUGACCGUGGUGUGACACCCACCUCACCAUACUCAGUGCCACAGAUAGCACCCAUGCCGAGCAGCAAGCUGUGCCCAGUGUGCACCACCACAGAGCUGUCCAACCCACCGGCUGUACCCAACUACAACACCUGCACCCAGUGCAAGGCCACUGUCUGCAACCAGUGUGGAUUCAACCCCAACCCCCACCUCACUGAGGUCCAGGAAUGGCUGUGUCUGAAUUGUCAGAUGCAGAGAGCUCUCGGCAUUGAUAUGACCACGCCUCGUUCUAAGAGCCAACAGCAGAUUCACUCUCCGUCCCACCAAGCCAAGCCCAUUGUCCAGCCUCAGCAGCCUGCGCCUCAGCCAACACAGCCGACAGCAGCAGCGCAGCCAAAAUCUUUGGCACAGAGUCAGCCCACCCAGCGGCAGCAGCAGCAACAACAACCUCAGUCUCAGCCCUACAGCCAGACUCAGCCCUACUCCCAGUCGCAGCAGUAUCCACAGUCUCAGCAGCAGUCAUAUGCUUCAUCACAGCUAGGGUCCCAGACUCAGUCUUAUACAUCCCCUGGCUUACAGAGACAUCCAGGCCCUGGUGGCUCCCAGUCUCAUACAGGGCCUUCUCAGCAGGGCAUGAGAUCUGAUCCAUACUCCCAGACCGGUCCUGGAGCUCCAGGAACUAUUAGAGGUCCCACAGGAGGCUUUAGCCAACCAGGGGGUCCUCGGAUUCCUCACCCUGGUGCAGUACCCCUCCCUGGUUUGACCAAGGCACCUUCCCAACCAGAUUUGGGUCGUGGUUCCCCAAUGCAUCAAUCUAUGGCACGCCACGACCAGACCAGAAGUGCUGGAUCCUCCCCAGCCCACAGACCUCAGAGUCAGGCCCCUCCUGCCCAGGAUGGCCUGACCAAACUGUUUGGCUUUGGGGCAUCACUGCUUAAUCAGGCUAGUACCUUGAUCAAUGUUGACCCGCUACCUACCACCUCCACCCAGCCAAGCCCCGCACGAGGCAAGGUGGUGUUCAGUAAUGCAACACCUGACAACAGGCAGCAACAACAAGGGACCACCAGUACUAAACCAUUCACUAUGGGGGGCCCUCAUGCUCCAAGCCAAAUGGGUGGUCCUAAUGUUCAAAGUCAAAUGGGAGGUCCUUAUGCUCCAAGCCAAAUGGGGGGUCCUCAUGCACCGAGCCAAAUGGGAGGUCUUCAUGCACCAAGCCAAAUGGGUGGUCCUAUGGGUGGACCCCAUAUGCCAACCCAGAAGCAACAGCAGCAGACCAUGCCCCAACAACAAGAAAUGCAGAAGCAGUCACCUGCUCAUCAACAGAAAGGACAGCAAGGACAAAAAACACAGCCACAAGGACAGCAACAGCAGAAAACACCUACUCAUCAGCAGAAAGUGCAGCAGAAGCAGGAGCCUGUGGCAGCAGCACCUGCGGUUGCUCCAGAGCCUGUGAAACCCAAAGUGAACUGUCCUCUUUGUAAAACAGAGCUGAACAUCGGUAGCUCCGACCCACCUAACUACAAUACAUGCACGCAGUGUCACAGCCAAGUGUGUAACUUGUGCGGCUUCAACCCAACACCACAUCUGGUGGAGAAAAAAGAGUGGUUAUGUCUCAACUGCCAGACGCAGCGGCUGAUGUCUGGCGAAGGUCUUGAUGAGCCUCCACUUCCUGUUCCUCAUCCGUCUCCCAAGCACCAACCCACGGGCUCGCCUCGACACCAGACACCAAUCAGUCAGCAAAGUCCCCUCCACAAACCUACCACCCAGCAAGGGUCCAAGCCAGGCCAGCCCCAAACACAGAGCCAGAAGCCACAGGCGGGAAGUGUCGUUAGCAGCCCGUUUGCACCUGCAGCUGCCAAACAGCCAACUGAGACCAAGACUACAGCACCAUCCACGACACCAGUAACAACCACUGAGAUCGAGAAACAGCCAAAACCAUCAGAGGAAAAGCUCAAGACUGAGCCCGAGAACCAAACUUCCAAAGAGACCAAGCCCUCCCAGAAGAAAGGAGAGCAGAUCACACCGAUCAAGGACAUUAAGAAGUCCAGGCACUAUGAUGAUACAAAAAACAACAGCACCCACGACUUGUCACGCAGCCCUCAGAGUCUCAGUGACACUGGCUACUCAUCUGAUGGCAUCUCCAGCUCCCACAGUGAAAUCACAGGUCUAAUCCAGGAAGAAGAGAUGAAGCUGAGUGAAAGGGGAAUCAGUGGCCGGGGCUCCCCACCAAGUCCCUCUGAAAUCACCAAGCUGGAAAGCUCCAUGAGGCCAUUACUAGAGAAGAGCUUCUCUGAAGAGAAGGCAGACAGAAGGGGGAGGAAGCACAGAGACAGAGAUUUGGAUGACAGAGGGAAGCAACGCCCACGUUCUCUGUCAAUCCCGCCAGAUGCAUAUGACUCUGAUGAGGAGCUGGAAGAUAUACUUGAGGAAGAAGAAGAUGGGGGAGACUGGGAGGGUAAGCGAAAGGAAGGGAAAGAGGAGAAGAAGGAGAAGAAAAAGAAAGAAAAGGAAGCUGAGCCCACAGAGAUGACCGAUGAGGAGUUCAUGAGGAGACAAAUAAUGGAGAUGAGUGCUGAUGAAGACAAUGAGGAGGAGGAGGAAGAGAUGGAGGAAGAUGAUGAUGAGGAAGACGAAGGAUAUGGCUACCAGAAACCCAAAAAAAGCCACCAUAAGCACAUAAUCUCUGACUCAGGGAAAGAAAAGAGACGCCUUCAGCACCAUUCCAGUAGUUUUGAGGAGGAGACUAAGAGCUCUACUGAUGUCUAUAAAGGCUCAGUAGAAGAGGGUGAGGAAGAUGUGAUGGCAUCGCAAGGAGGUCUGAGGCGCUUCAAAACAAUUGAACUCAAUAACACUAAUAGCUACAGUCGAGACAUUGAGCUGAGCAAUGAAAACGACUUAAGCCUUGAUCGGGAACCAGAGCUAGAGAUGGAGAGUCUGACAGGAUCUCCUGAGGAACGUUCUCGUGGUGACUACUCUUCUACUCUGCCACCCACUUCAUCCUCAUAUGGCUCUGGACAAUCUCCUACGUCCAUCUCAUCAAUGGAGGAAGAUAGUGACAGUAGCCCCAGUAGGAGGCAAAGACUGGAGGAGGCUAAGCAGCAGAGGAAAGCACGCCACCGCUCUCAUGGCCCUCUCCUUCCUACCAUUGAAGAUUCUUCAGAAGAGGAUGAACUCAGAGAGGAGGAGGAACUUCUGAGAGAACAGGAAAAGAUGAGAGAAGUGGAACAGCAAAGAAUUAGAAGUACAGCAAGAAAGACCAAGAGAGAUAAAGAGGAGCUGAGGGCUCAGAGGCGCAGAGAAAGAUCCAAGACCCCUCCUAGCAAUCUGUCACCUAUUGAGGAUGCGUCUCCAACAGAAGAGCUAAGACAAGCAGCAGAAAUGGAAGAGCUUCAUCGUUCCUCUGCUUCUGAAUAUUCGCCUCAAAGUCUUGAUUCAGAGGCAGAGGGAUAUGAGUCCAAACUUUACAAGUCAGGAAGUGAGUAUAAUCUGCCAACCUUCAUGUCACUCUAUUCCCCGAUAGAGAAAACAACUGCAACCACCACUACAGCACCAUCUUCAACUUCCAAACCUCUGAAGAGUGCUGAGGAGGUCUAUGAGGAGAUGAUGAGAAAGGCAGAAAUGCUUCAAAAGCAGCAGAAACAACAACAGCAACAACAGCAACAUGGAAGACAUGGGCAGUACUAUGAGGAGGACAUUAAUGGGCAAAGUUAUGAUGAUGAGUAUGAAUAUGAGCAAGAUCAAACAGGAUAUGACAAUGAGGCAGCAGAGACAGAAACUGAUAUUUAUGAGGAGAUUAGACAAACAUCUCAGAACAUUACCAAGAUGCAACAGGCCACAGAUGAGCAAGUAGAGAUUGAAAUUGAGAGCUCUUACCCAGAUAAACAGCUCUUAGAUACAGGCUCAGCCUUUGCUAAGCUACUAGAGCAAAGUAAUGCUCUCCUUACACCAGGUACCAGUCCCACCCAGAUCUCAGCUCCUGUGUCCUUUGCUGAGACUGCAGGGCGAAUCCCUGAUGUCAGAGUAACCCAGCACUAUUCUGCAAAGGAUGGACACAAAGAUAGACUCAAAACCCAAGCAGGAAAGAAUGGAAUAACUCCAACAGUGGCAGCAACCACUAUUGCAGCAUAUGGUGUUUAUGCUAGAGAUGCAGUAACUAUUUCUCAGACUGGUCCAAGCCACACUGUUACAUCCACUCAGUCUGAAAUAGGUCGCAGGCAUACGGGUAGUACAUCCGCAUCUUCAGCUACAGUCUCAAGCGUAUGCAGCAAGAUUGCAGAGAUUACCCAAGCCUACAGUCAAAGAGAAGUCAUUACCAGAAGGGUAGGGGAGACCAGGGGGAUCCAAGUGCGAGACAGCUCAACAUCUUCUAUAGAGAGAAUUAUUGAGCCCCGUUCUCCCAAGUAUACUACUUAUUACAGAAGCACCAGUCCUCCUCUUUCACCAUCACCACCACCACCGCAGAGUCCCACUCGCUCUCCUUCAAGAAGAGCUACAGCGGAGUUCUCUACACAGACUUUCAGUUCAGCAUUGCGAAUGGAGUCAGCAGGCUCUGGUCCUACUUCACCAGUAAUGGCUCAGGGAACCCAAACAUCACAUCGAUCAGUUUCCCCUAGGCUCUAUCGACAGCAAUCCUCUCAGGAUGCCCCAUACUCCCCUCCUUCAAGCCCAGCUAGGCCAACGACAGUCAAUACUGCAACUUCCCCGUUGUCUUCUCCUACCCGAUUUAGCCGCCAAUCAACAUUUGAUACUUACUCUCCAUGUGGCAGCCCUCCAGACACACCGCCUUACCACCACUCUCCCACACGGAGCUUUUAUCGUACGCAAAGAGUGGAGAAAGUAAAUGUCGGAACAAGCAUGGUCACCACAGCCAGCAUAUACACCAGAGGGUCUCUUUCAAUGGAUAAUAUCUCCCUCUGUAGGAUAUCCACAGUCCCAGGGACUUCGAGGGUAGAGCAGGGCCAUAUGAUUCAUGGUGGAAGUGUUGUGGACCUUAGAACAGCUACCAAACCAGCUCCUAUUAUUAUGACUGACCAAGGAAUGGAUCUCACCUCCUUAGCCACAGAAAGCAGAAAAUAUCAUGGUGGACCAGAGGGUAGCAGACAUUCAACGAUUGUACAGCCACUGAUUAUGAACUUGAACACACAGGAAACCACCACACCAACCACUGUAAGUGUCACCGUAGCUGCUUCAAUGUUCAUGACCCAGCCAAAACAACCAACAGUUUAUGGUGAUCCACAUCAAAACCGAGUGGAUCUGGGACAAGGCAUGGGUUCAGCAGUUUGUCUCUCCCAGAAUAAACCAGUUUCACCUCCAACUGACCCAUCAAUACCAAAAAUUGAUGCCAAACUGGAAGACCUCAGUAUACAACAGAGAGAGCUUCAAAAACAACAAGAGAAGCUGCAGAAACAACAAGAGCUCCUGGAACAACAGUUGCAACAGCACCAUCAGAUGCAACAACAGCAGCAACAGGCAUCUGUUUUAGCCAGGUACAACCUUACUGGCCCAAUCUCACCUUUACUGAAAAAAGAUUUGCUCGUCAGUCAGACAACCACUGCUUCAGCUGUGGUCAGUGCUGUAUCACCAAUCAUUAACCCUGAACUGUAUGGCGCUGGUCCAGUUGAACUCAAGGGAAAGCCCAGUCCUCCUGGUUUGAUGUCAGGGGGUAAAUCACCACAUAGUAUGGUUGUACAAAUGGAUGGGGGGCCAGACCCAGCCAGGGCUGUGACACAGCUCGUCAAGGUAGAAGAAGGACAGGAUGCUGUAGAUCUGACAGGAGGUCAAAUUAAGCCUGACAAUCAACCAGCUUGCUGUGAUGUUGUUUAUCGACUUCCAUUUGGUGGAACCUGUGUUGGUGCUCCUGAGAAAGAAGGCAUAAGGCCUCCAUCUGCCCCACCUCUCACCUAUGAGUCUGACCAAGAAAGACAACCUGGAAGGUACCAUGAGUAUCCAAUGGAUGGGCGUAAGGCCUACACGUUACCUUUUCCUGGUAGGCUCCAGCCUUCAAUGUCUGAUACAAACCUUGCUGAAGCUGGGUUACAGUCUUACCAUUCUAAACUGGAACCACAUCUCCAAGCUUCAGGAGAACUUGCCAUGGAUUUAACUGCUAUGAAACAGGGCUAUGGAGGAUAUGUGGGGAUGCAGUAUGGUUCCUAUACAGAUUUACGGCAUGGAGGAGACAUUGCAGCACAAACACUGCCUAUCAGAAGAUACAAUUCCUUGUCCAACAUCAGUUCAGAUUAUGGCUAUUCUGCGCGUGACAUUGCUAACUUCCAAGAGGCUAACUUGGCUCAGUAUAGUGCCACAACUGCAAGGGAGAUUAGCAGAAUGUGUGCAGCACUCAAUUCCAUGGAUCGCUAUGGAAGCAACCCAGACUUGAUGCAGUUUGGCAGUUUGAGCAGAGGUACUGGGCCCGUGGCCUCCAGACUUGCAGCUGGUCUUGGCAUUAGGCAAAACCUUCUCUUUGGAUUAGAUGGGAAGCCAAUCUCUCACAGUCAAGCACUAACUAAUCUUAUCAAUGCCAGGCAGGCAAGUCUAAGAGCCAUGUACCCCGCUGCUAUUAGAUCCUCAGAUGGGAUGAUCUACUCAACUAUUCAAACCCCCAUUGCUUCUACACUUCCCAUCACAACCCAACCUGCCUCUGUUCUUCGACCACUAAUAAGAGGAGUCUACAGGCCAUACCUCUCUGCCAACAUGACACCAGUGCCCCUAUCUAGUCUUAGCAGGCUACCAAUGAGCCCCAGAAUGCCCUUAUCUGGACAAGCUGCAGUCCGUUAUCCAGCACCAGGCCUUCUCCAAACAACAUCAGCCACUGACAUAAGUGCUGCUGCCACAACAACCUCAGCAACUGCAGGGGCCCUAGUGGGUGUUCCCAUGACAACUAGCUCAGUGGUCCAGGAUGAACCAGUUUACCUUGGCAAAGGUGCGACAGUGUCCUCUUCAUCAGCAGAGGUCACCUCGGUGCAAGGAACAGUUGUCAUACCAGCUGAUCAGCAGCAGCAGCCAAUAAACCUGUCCCAGGCACACCUGAGUAGCCAACAACAGAAACAAGUAACAACUGUUCAGCAGCCACAACAGCCUGCCCCUGCUGCACAUGCUUACCCACUUUCAGGUCCUGCACAAACACAUGGUUACACCCAACCUCCAGCAGUUCUAUCUGCCCCUGCUGCUGGCUUACCAAUUCCAGGUGGUCUUCCUCCUUUCCCUCCACCAGGUGCCAUACACAAAGAGGGUGAAACUGAGGCAGAGAGACUGCACCGCCAGCAGGAGCAGCUUCUGCAGAUGGAGAGAGAGCGGGUGGAGCUGGAGAAACUCAGGCAAUUGCGCCUGCAAGAAGAGCUGGAAAGGGAAAGGUUAGAGCUGAAGUUGCACAGGGAGAAGGAGCAGAUCCUGGUGCAGAGAGAGUUACAGGAGCUGCAGAACAUCAAGGAACAGGUUCUGCAGCAGCAACAGCAAGAACGUGAGAAACAACUUGUUCUACAGCGGGAGCAGCUGGCUCAGCAGAAGUCCCAGCUAGAUCAGAUCCAGUCUUUACAGCAGCAGCUCCAGCAGCAGCUUGAAGAGCAGAAGAGACAGAAAACAGCUGCUGUCACCCAGAUCAUGCAGCUGGAUGGACAGCCGCUUCACCCCUACGCAGACUCUCAUAUGGGCUCCCGUUCUCUGCCCAACUCCUCGUCAGAGAUGUGCCUGAGGAGCCAGGAGGAGCAAAUGGAGGCCAGGACCAACAUGAGAAAACACAGCUCCAUGAGCAGACUGAGUAGAGAUAGCUUGGAUGGAGAUGGCGUGGUGUUCUACGGCUCCCCCCGCAGGAUUGUGGAUAGCUGUGUGCAGACUGACGAUGAAGACGGAGAGGAGAGGUACAUGAUGCGUCAUCGCACCAGGAGGCGUGGUCGCAGGGUUGACUGCUCUGUCCAGACAGAUGAUGACGAGGACAAGGCUGAGACAGAGCAUCCGGUCCGCCGAAGGCGCUCGCGUUUCUCAAGGCACUCUGAGUCCAGUGCAGCUGGCAGCAGCACUGCCACUACAGCCACCUUAGCUACUGAUACCAAAACUGACAAAACUAAGAUGGUUUCCUCCAAUAUUGGCGUUCAGACAAUCAGGGAAAUGUCUUGCCAGACGGAAGUGGAGCACCUAGGAAGAGUCUCCCCAGCAAUCCAUGUGACAGUACCAGACCCUAAUAAAGUAGAGAUUGUGCACUAUAUCUCUGGACCAGAGCGAACCCAAAAAGGACAAUCUCUAGCUUGCCAGACUGAUCCAGAAGCCCAGUCACAGGGAGUUGUAGCUCCACAGCUAAGCGUACCAACCACAGUCAGUCCAUAUUCGUCCUCUGCCAGUACUGGCACACAACAGUCUGGUUCUGACCUUCUCACCCAGCAACGCCAGCAGCAGAUUGCCGCAAAUGCUGCCAAAUUUGAGCGCCGACGCCCUGACCCACUCGACAUUAAUUACCAGCCUCACAACCAUCUCCACAAUGAAUCGAUCUCCAGCAUCAUUCGCCAGCAGCAAACAGCUCCCAAAUCUCCACAAGUCCUCUACUCUCCGGUCUCUCCGGUGUCCCCUCACCGCCUCAUAGAGACUUCUCUGUCAAGCGAGCGACUGAACAAGGCCCACGUAACACCUCAGCAGAAGUCCUACACAGCCGAAUCUCCCCAGCGACACCCCUCUGUGCCCCGACCCAUCAAGAGCACUCAGAGGUCAAUGUCAGAUCCCAAGCCUCUAAGCCCCACCACAGAUGAGCACACGAAGGCCAGGUUGUCCCUGUAUCAACAGCAAGCACUCCAGAACCAGCUGGCAGCCCUACAGCAGAGCUCACUGCUCCGCAAGGUCAAGCGAACCCUGCCCAGCCCUCCUCCAGAUGAGACUGCUACAUCAGCUCACCUGCCCAUGAUGACACCAGCCCUCCAACAGGUCUACCUGCCCUCCGUGCCCAGCCUCAAGCCCAGCUCCAGGUCUGGCCUGGCUGCGAAAGCCAGCCUCCUCAAAGACCUCACCCAUGAGCUCAAGGCCGUGGAGCAAGAGUCAACCAAGCUGAGAAAGCAGCAAGCUGAACUAGAGGAAGAAGAGAAAGAAAUUGAUGCUAAGCUGAGAUACCUUGAGCUGGGGAUCCACCAAAGGAAGGAGACAUUGGUCAAGGAGAGGGAGAGAAGGGAUAUUGCUUACCUGAGGUGUAUGGGGGACACCAGGGACUAUAUGUCUGAUAGUGAGUUGAAUAACUUACGUUUAGCAGCUGCAGCUGCGUCACAUGAGAGUAAUGGGCUACUAACAACCAGACCAAGCACCGCCCCUCUCAGCCAGUUCACCAGUGACCUCAACACCGCAGCCCAAUAUCCACCCACUUCAUCCUUCCUUUCUUGUCAGUACCCCCAAAGCCAACCAGCAGCUCCAUCUCAGCAACCAAGUGUACCAUACCAGUCUGCAACAUUCAACCAGCCUCCCUACCCAACAGUGUCACAGUCACAGGCACUGCCACAACCCACUCCCCUUCAAACCCAUGCUCCCCCUCCUGGACCUACCUAUCAACCUCAAACCUCAUAUCCUUCUCACACCUACCCCCAAACUCAGCCCCCAUACCCCCAGACAGACAUGGGGUUACCAGCUGCACCUCAGCCUCAGCCUCAGCCAGGGCAUACAGGUUUUGGGCCAGCACCACCCGGCCAGCCACCAUACCCCACCCACAGCUCACCCUAUCCCAGCGCUGUGUCCUCCUACCCCAGCCAGACCACACCAUACCCUGGUCAGCCCCAAGCUGAUAUCCUCACAGUUCAUCCAGGAAGACCGAGGCAGACUUCAUUGGCCGAUCUAGAGCACAAGAUGCCCACCAACUAUGAGACUAUUAGCAACCCUACUGUUGUGGUUACCACUACGGCUCAGGAUGCUACCUAUUCCAGUGCAGCCCCAUCCUAUGCUCAGUACACUGGAGCAACAACCAUGGCAAGCUCGUAUGGGCCCUAUGGGUCAGCACCAGUGUCCAGCAGCUACGGUGGGUACUCAACAAUGCCCCCCAGUACAUAUGGCCAAUAUACUUCCACUACCGCAAGUUCAUAUGGCCAGUAUACCACAACUACUGCUAAUACUUAUGGCUACACCACCACCACAGCCAGCUCAUAUGGACAGUAUACUUCCACUGUGUCCAAUGCCUAUGGGCACUCUGUAGACAGUCCUUCCACCUACAGCACAGCAGAUGGGAUGUAUGGGGCUCCUGGUUUAGAGCAAAACAUUCCGAGGAACUACAUGAUGAUAGAUGAUGUUAGCGAGCUGACGGCAAAAGAUGGGCUGGGCACGAUGACAGGGGACAUGAUGCAUCAUGGCGGAAGUGGGCGUUACCCGGGCGACAUCCACAGCCACAGCAGCACCACUGGCACGACGCGUGGGGGAACUGGCAGCUCCCCUUAUGGCAGGGCACCCGAGGAGGAAGCAGCGAUGCAGGAAGAGCUGUACGACCACCAUGGCAGGGGUAAGAGCAGCUACAGGCACGGACCUCUAGGGGGCAGCAGCAGCAGCGCUAGCAUGGGUGGGGGAUCCCCCUAUUUCUAUGACUACGACUACAAACAUGGCAGCAUCCGCUCUGGGGUACAGAAACCUUCACCGUCCUCCAGAACCCUUCUGGCUCCUGCUGUCAUGUCAUCCAAGCGCAGCAAGCACAGGAAGCUGGGGAGUAUGGAGCAAAAAAUCUCCAAGUUUUCCCCGAUUGAGGAGGCACGGGAUGUGGAGGCAGACCUGGCCUCCUAUUCCUCAGUGACAGGUGCGGCUUACCCCUCCUCUCACGUUCGAGGACGCCAGCUGAUCGAGGAUUAUGGUUUUAAGAGGAGUGCUUACGACAGUGGCAGUGGCACCACUCAUGGUAGUCGAUACUAUGGUAUGACGGUGGAUGAGGACGAUCGAAUUUACUACACCUCCACUGGCCGUUCCCGCUCCACUGGCUACGGCAUGGACAAGAUCUCAGCCAGGGACUACUCCGGGUAUCGCAGCCGAUCCUAUGAGAGGGACGACCGCUCCUAUCGAUCUGGCUACAGGGGGCGCCAUCCAACCCGACAAUACUCUGAAGAGGAGAGUCCCCUGAGUCCUUUGGGGAGGUUCAUGGGUUCUGGGCGAUCGUCAAGUUUAGGUCCCGACCCGUAUGACAGUCACAGCGGUAGAUAUAAAUACUAUUAUGGCCAUUAUGGUUCCAGUCACUCGCUGCCAGAUGUUCAAGACCACAUAAGGGACCUUCCCCGGACACACGUCUACAAAUCGGAUGAUACAUACUUUAUAGACGAUUAUCAUUGCGCUGUGUCAGACAGCGAAGCCUGCAUGCCGCUGUCUCCAAACGACAUGGAGAUUGACUGUGAUCUGCUCUCGGUUUCCAAAGCCUACCAUCUGGGCCAAGAAGAAACCGACUGGUUUGAGAAGCCACGCUCCAGUUCUCGUCACUACGGUAGCAGCCACUCUGGGAGGAGCCGGCACAGUGUCAAACACACCUACCAUGAUUAUGAUGAGCCUCCUGAGGAGGACCUGUGGCCCCAAGAUGAGUAUGGCCACACAGGGCGACACUCAUCAUCUCGCGACCACAGACACCAUGGCAGUUCUAGCCGCCAUUCUUCCUCCUCACGUCAUUCAGAUGAGCCUAGGUCCUCAAGAUCCUCUAAGGGGCACCCCAAAGACCCAUCUAUGCGCCAUGAUCCCUCAGGAAGAUCUUCAUCUUCAGGAAGACGUGUUGACUCAAGAUCCGGUGGGUACCACUCUUCCGACUACUCCCGCGACUCAUCUGGGCAUCAUCAUGGCCAGCGUUCCUCCAGACAGGGCGACCCACACAGGUCUUCACGUAGCAAGUCCCAGGGUCCAGUGGAUAUGCAGGGGCAGCCACCAGGUUCCUCAAGGUCUGGCAGUGGCUCUGCUAGGGCUCAGGGAUCUGCUGGUGGGCCUACGGGAUCAGGACGGCAAGGUGGCCCGGGUUCCCAGACAGAUGGGGCUCCGGGACAGAGGGCUCAACUCCAGCAGCAAGCCCAGACUUCAGCAACCAGACCAGGGCAGCCCGGUGCCACAACAACCACCGGCUCCCAGCAGCAACCCCAAGCCCAAGGACAAGGCAUGGGAAUGGGAAUGGGAAUGGGAAUGGGACAGGGCCAGGGCCAGGCCAAACCGGGGCAGAUGGGUCCAGCAGGUGGACCCAUGGGCCAAGCCAGGCAGACAGGUCCAACAGGAACCACAACAUCCACUAUUCCCAAGAUCGACACACCUCCAGCAACAGCUAUUGGAGCAAAAGCAGCACCUGUCUUGGCCUCAAAGACUGCCCAGCCCCCACUCACAGGCAUAGGCUCCAAAGCUGCUCCUAGACCUGGUGGUAUUGGCAGUGCUGCAGCAGGUCAACCGGGCAUGGAAGGAGAAGGCAUGUUUUCCAAGAUCCUGCCUGGAGGAGCCGCCGAGCAGGCCGGCAAACUGGGAGAAGCAAUCUCUGGUUUUGGCAAGAAGUUCACCUCUUUCUUCUGAGGUGCUAAGAUUAAGGACUAUUCAAACAGCCAUGAGGCCUCAUACCAGAAAAACCUGUUGCAUUCCCCCUGCUUUUAUUUUACUAAAAGAGAGAGAGAAAGGAGAGAGAGAGAGCGGGGAACAGAGAGGAGAGCUGAGCAAACUGCCAACAAGGACUGAAAUCCACUGGAUGCUUCAUGUUACCAGUUUGAGCACACACUGGAAGAGAGAACGCACCGCUCUCUCUGACAGGCCAGACAAUAAAGUCCAAGCCAGAAUCCAUCUUCUGAAAGAGUCUCUUCAUCCAUCCGGCAGUCCCAGCCAAAGAAGCAGAUGUGAAUAUUGCAGAGUCCUUGAACCAACCAACCCACAGUACUUCCAAAUCCAAAAGUCUAAAAUUGGUCUUUGCUUUUGGUUUUCCUUGGAGAUCUCCACAGCUGAGGGAGACAAGUGGAACCAACUCAGGCCCUCCAUGUAGAUUUAACACCAGUGGACGGAAAUAUGGUUGGUGUAUAUAGGUGAUGCAGUUCUGUUGUCAUGGGCUGAUGUUCAUUCCCGCUAACAGCAUAUAGGAAAUGCUGGCUUUACCAAGCUGGUGGCAUGCAGGAAUCCUUGCAUUCACAGUCCUUUGCUAAAACAAGGAAAAGUAUAAACCAAACUCCCCUCUCUCCUCUUUUCCGUCUCUUUUCGAAGUAAAGAAAGCGUGGGGCAAACGGAUUAAACCGUUGGAGAACUGCAGGUUUUUCUGGUACUAAAGACUUCUUGUUCGCUGACAAAAUGAAGAAACAGAAACGUCUCUCUGAAUGAAUAAGACGAUGACAAUGACGUGGCCGACACAGAGGGAGCGUGUUGGCAUGCAUUUCUUUCCACGGUUUGCUCUGUUUUUAUCUACAUUCCAGAUCGGAACUGUUCCCUCUUCCUCACCUCUCUGCAUUUCUUGAAUGCUAAUUCUUCUUUCUUUCCAGUCCCCGUCAAACGAUCCACAACUCGCCAUGUCUUUAAAGAAGUGGAUUUAAAAAAAAGAAAAAAAAGAAAGGAAAAUGUAGAAAUUUGGAAUGCAUGGAACUUUAUAUCCAAGACCUUACACUGUUCAUCGUUACUUAACAGAGGCCAUAAAGACACUGGAAACACAUCGACAUAAACAGUAACGAAAAAGAGAGAUUACUGAAGCAACACACAAGAAUCCGGCCACGGGAAUAAGAGGAGCAUUUACUUUUAUUGUGUUUUUGUUGUUGUUUGUUAUGUUCGGUAUGUAGAAUGAAGCUAUAAAUGGUUGGAUUUUAUUUAUUUAUUUUUUUAACCAGCCAUUGCAAAGCCAUUAAGACAAUAUUAGCCUGCAGUGCUUGUGGCAAUCUCCGCAAAAUUUGUUUCUCGGAUACUGCUCGCAUUGUCGUAGGUGGUUGUCACUUUUGUUGAUUUCUUUUGAUUUAUUUAGUUUUCUAAACUAUUUUUUUUAAUUUGCCUGGUUUUAUGUUGCAGGUUACCAGUAUCGCCUUAAUCAUUUUAAAAUGUUUUAUUUUCAGGUAACAGUGGCAUACUUUUUUAUGACAUCCUGUAAACACAUCAUCCGUCACAUCCUUUAGGUUUUUUUUAUGUAGUAACAUCAGCUGGAACACUGGCCACAGAGAGAUUAAUUUCUAUUUUUUAAAUUGACAUUGUUUUGAUAAUUUUUUGUGAUAUUAUUUUUCAUUUAUUUAUUUUCUAUUGUUUUUUUACCCCCUUCCAUUUGAUUUUUUCUGACUCUUUAUUUAUUGUGAAUAAUUAUAAAAGCAAUAGGGCAAGAGGCGAUGAAGUAAAGAGCACAAUCAUGUGUCAUUUCAAGAGUUGGUGGAAUAGAAAUGUGUUGCCUCCGUCUGUCUAACUUACCACCGAUGUCUGACUUAAAAGUACCGCAAAAUUCACUCUUUACACUGCUGUGCCAGAGAGCAGGAGUUUGCCUGAUCACCACAAGUCCGCCCAGAUCUUUCCCUCCGACCGGCAGUAACCUGUUUUGGAGUGUUACACUGCUACAUAAGCCAGAUGGAGUCUGAUCGAAAAGCACUGCAGGGCAGCACAGAGGCACUCGAAAAGCAGACCAGUCCACACACUGAGGCAGAGCUGAACUUGACGUCAUUUCCCGUCGGGAGUCAGGGGAAGGGGGAGUUGUUUGUGCCCGAGGACGAUUCUUCCGGCCACUUCAACGCUCCUUUUAGGGAGGCCGGAAAAGGCUCAUCCGAGCUCUUCGCACUCGAGUUUUUGUCAGCAUGCGCCUUCACUCUGUCAAAUGUGUAUAGUGCACAUGAAAGCACACUCUAAAUGGUGUCAAAAAGGGAAAAGAAUUGUGACUGAAGAACCAAAAAUUAACACACUUGGUUGUGUCACACAAAGUCACUUGCCUCCCCCCCACCACCUUUAACUUUCUAUUGUUGGUGGCAUCGACAACUCUACCCCCCUCCCCCCAAAAAAACCCUCUCUCUGAGACUGCCAGCUGUCAAGGAAUCUUCUCAGGUCAGUGUUCUCCCUGCUGUUGCUCCUGCAGUGUAUUGUGGGAUCUGUGGUAAGGUACUCAAAAUGUACUCUGUCAGGCCAAUCAUUGCGAGGCCCUCAGCAAAACUAAACGGAACCAACCAACUUCUGCUGUAUAUUGUCUGUGUGAACGCUCGCUGGGAACCUUCGCAUGCCUCCCGGCGCAGAAAACCUCAGUCACCUCUAUAUCGUUCUGUUCCUAAUGUUUGUACGUGUGUGCGGGUUCUGUAUGCGUGUAUUUAACAAACAUCAUCUAAUGUGGAGGGGAAAGGAACACAAAAAAACCCCUGAAAAAAAACAAGUCAACCAGAGUUUAAUCAAGACAAAUAUGGUGGGCAGAAGAGGCGACCUCUCAUCUCCAGUCGUUCUAUGCAAUGAAUCAUAUUUGGAAAAUCACAAGGAGGAAAAGGCAAGUGAAACACACAGAUGGGGGGGAAAAGUCACACGUGUUUUUUUUGCAUAUCACAUUUGUUUUGAUACCUGUAGUAGAUUAAUAUAAGAGGAUUCUGUGAAUUUGUGUAUGAAACUGGUUAAUUGUAAGGGAAAUCUGAAGAUGGAUCUUUCUCUUUUUUUCAUGUUAACCUAAAUGUUUGGGGUACCGUUCUGCAACCAAAGAUGUAUUCAUGGCAGCUGGGAAAUUACACCUGUGAUUUGAACAAAAUAUGCUGCUUGAUGAGUUAGAUGCAUCAGGCUGUUCUCUAUCAAAUGUUAGGCAAAGCUGAUGAAGUGUGCAAUUUCCUAUUUUUAUACAAAUAUGUGACUUUUCUUUUUUCCAGCCAAUCAGUAGCUCACAUAGAGAAGAGUCAAAACCUGCUUACCAAUGAACACAAACCAAAAAAUUAGCUGAAAUGGAAGGAGAGAGCAGCAGGUGCAGAUAUUUGAAAACUAUUUAGCAGGGACUCAAAAAUCCCGGUUGUCAUGAACGCAUCCAAGCAAUCCAGUUUUAUAAAGGAAAAAUAGAGAAUUAACAGAUUAUAAGAGACAGAUUAUGAUAUACUUAAAUAUAUUCCCUAAAAUGGUAAGUGUCUGCUCAGGGGUAAAGAAGAAAAGGUCUCCCUUUUUUAAUUUAAUAACCAGACCCAGAAUUCUUAUUAGCUAGCUACCUAAUGUGCAAUUGUAGUUUUGUUUUUUUCAGAUAAUGAAGCACCAAAAAUUAAAGGAUAUAGACAUAGCAAUUUAAAGUUCAGAUGUAUAAUUAUUACAAAACCUAUAGAUUAUAUUUAACAAAAGAAACUGCUGUAGGCUAUGAAGUUAAACACUAUUCAAAGCAUUCCUAAAUGAAUUUAAGCAGUGAAACAGGGGAGUUUGCGUAUGUGUGGGUGCGUGCGUGCAUGUGUGUGUGUGUGUGUCUUUGGUUUGCACUGGUAGCAGCUUAUUACAGCAAGUUAUAAAAGAAUCUAUUUAUUGAAAUCCAGAUUUAAAGAGUUGGUUUAUGCAGUAUCAAAGUAUCCCUUAACUAUAAAUUCCUUUGAAGUCUUAUUUGAGCAGCGCCUCACAAGAAGCUAGUAUAUGUAUAUAUUGUUUUUAUUUUCUGAAACAUUUAUUGUUUAUAGAUGAUUCGUCUAUGUAAGAGUUUAUUUUAUCAUACAGAGCGGGUAUAGAAAGCGAGCUGGCAUUAGGAAAAAGAGAGAUUUAGGUUUAAAAUUUAUAGAUAUAUCGAUGAGAAACUGUGUUUGUACAUAAGUCGCCUAUAUGUUUUUUCACCACGGUUCUUCAGCCUCACUCUAAGUUGCACAUUAAGUGUGUGUAAGCCAAACAGAAGAGAUCACGGAUACGCUGCCGUCGGAUCGGUGACUUCACCAAGAAAAGAUUCAGAUUAGGCUUCAACGAACAAUAUGAGAGAGAGUUUAACGUUACCCAAGUUAAUACCAACUUCCACUAUUGUACAGUAUGUCGUAUGUUUUUGGAAGUUUGUUUAAAAAAAAAGAAAAGAAAGCAAAAAAAAAUCAAAUAAAAUGUAGAAUAAAACAAUCCUCAAUCACUUUUGCCUCAGGAAAGCACACAUUAAAGGCAGCAUCGCAACGGAGAUGUUCAGAAGACAACAGAUAAUAAUGGGUGUGUUUGUGCAGGCGCAGUGAAAGCAGAUCGCUUACGACACCGGUGAAAUCGUGGCUGCUGCCGGUCAGAGGGAGUCUGUAAUAUUUGGAGCACAUAAAUCCCAGGAACUGUGAAAACGUGUUCGUGGCGGUUUCUUUUUUCUUUUUCUUCUUUUUUUUGCUCCAGCCGCUGAAGGUGACUUAAAUAUGCAUAGCAGCAAGGGCUUUUAUACUAAUAUACUGGUCAUUGAAGAAAGCCAUCCUGUUACUGCCCUCUAGCCAGUCGUGGUCUCUGUCUAUACUCUGCGUGGUGUGCGUCUAUAACCAGGAAUGCAAUGGACUUCUGUUCAGACCACAGCAAUCACCAGUGGGCAAAAAUAACCAAGCCACAGCUGGGUUUUUCAAUGGCGUUUGAAGCACAAAUGUAAACAAUAUUAGAGAUAGAUAAAACUCUGAGGGGUUGUGUUCCAAACUGUGAAUGAAAUCUGCUGUAGGGACUUCCUCCAAACAGAAAAAUGUGGAGUUUUUCCUCAAUGCCAGGAGCAGGAAUGUUAUUUCAAAUGACCGUUUGGAACAAAACUCUAGUAGUUGGAUAGAGAACUCUGGCAGAUUUACAGACGUGAAGCUAAACGAGAGGUUUCUUCCACCACAUCUGCGACAUGUCUUUGAAUCUGAAACGUCUCAGCAAUAAAGCUGCUUUUAUGCACAGUCAGACAAUCUGGACCUUUAACCCUUUGUGACAUUGAUCUGUAUCUGAAUUGGGCGUGAAUGUACUUGCUGUAACUACAAAUCUUUUAUCUUAACGACAGAGUGCCACAUAGAGUUAUAGACACAGUGUCUCUGUUUGAGCUGUCUUUAAAUGCAGCUUAAAAUGCUUUUGGGAAAUCCAGACUGUGUGUGUGUGUGUGCGUGCGUUCCCGCCGGUGUGUGCUCUCAACCAAAAAAGGUAGCAUGCAGUGCUUGUACAGAGCAUAGUGUAGUAACAGUCACCACUGGUCUUGCUGUUGGUCAUGAAGACAGUGAGCGUAUAGUAGGACCCUAGAUCGAUUUUAAAACACAAAUAUAUAUAUAAAAUGUAUAGUGUGUGUAAAUGUCUCAUGGGUGAGAGACUGUAAAAGAAGCUAAAUGCCGAAACAAAUGAAACCACGAGAGAAAAGUCCAUCUUUCACUGUAAAACCAUCAGGGAUCAUUUAUUAUCACCUUUUACCUGUAUGAAUCAUUAAAGUUAAAAAAAAAAAAAAGGACAAGUGCAUGACCUGGACACCUGCCCUAACCUGACCUAACUACUCCCCUCCCACCCCCUUUUGACCAUACGAACCCCUUCGACCUUUGACCUCCCACUUCACGGGUUGCCAUGUCGUGUUUUUUUUCCAGUGUAAAUAUCACACGAGAACCGGCUAGAGUCCGCUUCGAAACAGACACCAACAACAUGUAAAUGCCAUGUAAAUCUCAAACAUACACACACACGCACGCACGAGAGGCACGAGAGAGGCGUUUGCACACCAAAAACGGCAACACAAGCUGGAGCGUAUGCAAGCCGGAAACUCCCUGCCCAGACUCGUGCUACAUGUGUAUAAAAGCAACGAGAGAACAUAACGAACAAGAUCAGAUGUUGAUUUGAUCAAUAAAACGACAAAAUGCAUCGUUGUGCGUAUGUGGCUGGCUCGUGCGGACUGUUUAAAACUCAUUUUAAAAAAAAAGUUGUAUUCGGAUAUGAGAAAAAAUAAACAUAUUGGUCUGUGUAGAGUUUCUAUACAUGUCGUGUUUGUAAAAUGAGAACAUCAAAAUCAAAAAAGGGAAAAAUAUCCUGGCUUCCAUGUGACUUUUGGGGUGGGUGGGGGGAUUUUAUGGAGAUGGAGAGAGGGUGAAGUGGACAUUGGAAAUGUGUGUGUAAAAAAAACUAAAAUAAUUAUAAAAUAAUGCAAUUGAAUGAAGUAAAAGGUUGAAAAUAAAAUACAGAAAAAGGUGGAGAGCCUAAAAAUGAGUACAAAGUGUUCCAUUCACUGUUGUAAGUGCAAUGAGCUAAACUUCCUGUUUCCCCAUUGUAAAACCUUGUGUAUGUUUCCGUGUAUUCCUCCUGUAAAUGGGUGUAGUAGACCUGGUGCAUCAUGCCAUGUAAUGUGAUGAAUGACAAAUUAUGACCUUACAAUACAUUUCAAUCAGGAAAUAUAAAUAAAAAAAACAAAAACAAAUACAUUAAAAAUGUGU